CAAGAACUUCUCCUAUAUACCAUUGCAGGAUAAACACCUUGGUUCCCACCCUAGCGGUCACCAUCUCCUAUGUCUUCAUCUUGGCUGCAUCCUUCGCAUCAGUUCAUCAGAGGGCCGGUCCAAAGCCUUUGGCACCUGCAGCUCUCAUCUUAUGGCUGUGGGGAAUCUUCUUCAGAUACUGUUUAUGAGUAUUGGCUACUAUGAACCAUUCUGCAGAGACUGACUUCAUCCUUGAAGGCCUGACAAAACGUCCAGAGCUUCAGUUGCCACUCUUCCUCUUCUUUCUUAUAAUAUAUAUGAUCACGGUGGUGGGGAACCUUGGCAUGAUACUUUUAAUCGCCAUCAGUUCUCAACUUCACUCCCCAAUGUAUUAUUUUCUCAGCCAUUUAUCCUUCAUUGACCUCUGCUACUCCUCUGUCAUCACACCUAAGAUGUUGGUGAACUUUGUGUCUGAGAAGAACAUCAUCUCCUUUCUGGAGUGCAUGGCUCAACUUUACUUCUUUCUCCUUCUGGCCAUCGCAGAAGGCUACCUCCUGACAGCCAUGGCCUAUGACCGCUAUGUUGCCAUCUGCAGCCCACUGCUUUACAACAUUGUCAUGUCGCAAAGGGUCUGUUACAUGAUGAUGGCUGUGGUUUACUCACUGGGUUUCUUUGGGGCUACUGUCCAUACCACUCGCAUGACAAUGUUGUCCUUCUGUGGGUCUCAUGUUGUCAGCCACUAUUUUUGUGACAUUCUGCCCUUGUUGACUCUUUCUUGCUCCAGCACCCAUAUCAAUGAGAUACUGCUAUUUAUUAUUGGUGGAAUCAAUACCCUAGCACCUACACUGGCUGUCAUCAUCUCCUAUGCUUUCAUCUUAACUAGUAUUCUCCGCAUUCGCUCCACUGAAGGGCGUUCCAAAGCCUUUGGCACUUGUAGCUCUCAUAUUCUGGCUGUGGGAAUCUUCUUUGGGUCUAUAACAUUCAUGUAUUUCAAGCCACCUUCCAGCAAUAACAUGGAAGAGGAGAAAGUGUCCUCAGUGUUCUAUACCACAGUGAUCCCAAUGCUGAAUCCCCUAAUAUACAGCCUCAGGAACAAGGAUGUAAAGAAUGCAUUGAAAAAGCUAGUUGGGCUAAGGAAGUCAUCCUAAAAUUGAGAAAAAGUAAAAUAA
Molecule: messenger RNA, 1148 nt
Organism: Mesocricetus auratus (golden hamster)
Lineage: Eukaryota; Metazoa; Chordata; Mammalia; Rodentia; Cricetidae
Product: olfactory receptor 8D2-like
Exons: 2
Coding region: 201-1127 (308 amino acids)
Biological process (GO): G protein-coupled receptor signaling pathway; sensory perception of smell
Cellular component (GO): membrane
Molecular function (GO): G protein-coupled receptor activity; olfactory receptor activity; odorant binding
Source: RefSeq, a predicted model, not a curated record